This is a messenger RNA of Melampsora larici-populina 98AG31, 462 nucleotides long. RefSeq lists its product as uncharacterized. Bases 1 to 462 code for a protein of 153 amino acids. The record is from RefSeq and is a predicted model, not a curated record. NCBI's taxonomy places the organism in Eukaryota, Fungi, Basidiomycota, Pucciniomycetes, Pucciniales, Melampsoraceae. The transcript is spliced from 3 exons.
AUGAAAAUGAGAUUCCUCUUAGCUUGCUUUUUAUCACUUUCACCUAUCCUCGUGAUGGGUUAUCUAGGGGACGCAACACCAUCAGCUGAGAGGCUCAUUGUUGAGCUGACGACGUACCCCACCAGAUUCCAGGACACGCGUCGUUUCCAUGGAAAACCAUCCGCAGUUAUCGGUUGGAUAAAUCUCGGUUGUAAAGGUUCGGGAGAGGAUUGGGAGGCUGUAAUAAAAGCCUAUAAAAACGAUCCUAGAGUCCGUGGCAUAACGAUAACUCCUAUUAAGGCUUUGGUGAGGAUAAAGGCCAAGCCAGAGAUUCAGAUCUCGGGGACAAUCAGUCCACCUAUCAGCGCUAUGAUCAAGAAUGCAUUUGAUCAUGCAUCCAAGUUGAUCAUUUGGAGAAGAGCUUAUCAUCAUCCUACGGAGUUGAGCUUCAUAAGUACCACUCAUCAAAUCCAGUCAUACUGA